Molecule: messenger RNA, 1146 nt
Organism: Daldinia decipiens
Lineage: Eukaryota; Fungi; Ascomycota; Sordariomycetes; Xylariales; Hypoxylaceae
Product: SGNH hydrolase
Exons: 5
Coding region: 372-1127 (251 amino acids)
Molecular function (GO): phosphatidylcholine lysophospholipase A1 activity
Source: RefSeq, a predicted model, not a curated record
GCUGCCUGACGCAACAUGUCGCAUUACCAAACAUUGAAACCUUUAGACUCAUUCCACGUGCUUUCCAUAUUUCAGCCUUGCUCAUGCCUCCUGGUUCACGGGUUACUUUGCCAUCUUAAACUUGUUGACUCGGGUUCAACAAGGACUGCCUUUUUUUUUUUUUUUUCUUAUUCUACUAACUAAUUUCUUUUACAUCUGCCGAACUGUUCGUAUACCUUUAUUCUAGAUUGGGUCUCUUUUAUCCACUGCUCCGGUUCAACCUCGUGACCAUAACAUUCAUAUACUCUCGACCAUCCCAUCCAUUUCAAAAAUCGAGUUCCUCCCUCGGUUCGGUUAUCCGCCUCGGGUAACCUGGAUACUCUGUUGGCCAAAUGCCUAGGAGGACGCUGCGUAUUCUCUGCUUCGGCAACUCGCUGACGUCUGGGUUCCCGGUGGGCACGCCGUACGCGGAGAAACUUAGCGAGAAGCUCGAGGAAGCGCUUCUAGGUCACGGCUAUGGCGAGAUUCAGUAUAAGGUUGAAGGCGUACCGGGCGACUUGGUGACGCGGGGUUCGUUUCUCGAUCGAAUGCGGGAUUCAUGGAAAAGCAGAUCGGAAUUUUAUGAUUGGACUAUCGUAUUAGGUGGAACGAACGAUCUUGGCUGGGGAUGUGCGGUUGAGGAUAUCGUCGCUGGCUUGAAGCGAACCUGGGAUAUACCACUCCUGAAGGGUAGCAAGGUGCUCGCCUUGACGAUACCAGACACCAGAGCCCGAUAUAAGGACGUUAAGGAACGACGCGACGAGUUAAAUAACGCCAUUAAGGAAUACAGGAAGCCAAAUUUCUUUUAUUUUGACUUACACAACGCCAUACCAUACCACAAUAUGGAACCCUCAGAUAGGCCCAAGUACUGGCAGAUGGACGGCGUGCACCUGACAGAAGCCGGCUACAACCUGAUGGGGGAGAAAAUCGCCGCAGAACUUAUCAAGCUUAUAAGACUUGCGGAAGCUCAAGACACGGAUAUUAGUAGUAUCGUAACGGACGCGCGGCAGAGGCAAGCCAUCGAGGACCUUAUAUACGAGGAAGAGAGAGGGAACCCGAGACUACUUAGCCAAGGUUACAUUGUAGUGCGAAGGACAGAUCUAGACUAGAUCAAUAGAUUAAGAAGCU